AUGGCGGCACCGCCUUCAGCCUACAAGGACCGCCAAUUCGUUGCGGUGAUCGGAGACGAAGACUCUGUAACCGGUUUGCUACUGGCUGGCGUGGGGCAUGUGACUGACCCUCCGGAUUCGAGACGCAACUUCCUGGUGGUGGACCAGAAGACGGAAAAGACAACUAUUGAGGAGGCCUUCAACAGUUUUACAAAGGAGCGGAAGGACAUCGGCAUCAUCUUGAUCAAUCAACACAUUGCAGAACAGAUCCGAGAGUCGGUCGACAAAUUUCAGGAAGCUUUCCCAGCCGUGCUCGAAAUUCCCAGCAAAGACCACCCCUACGAUCCCGAGAAAGACAGCGUGUUGCGCAGGGUGAGAAAGUUGUUCGGCGAGUGA
This is a messenger RNA of Cyphellophora europaea CBS 101466, 375 nucleotides long. Its product is annotated as V-type proton ATPase subunit F. The coding region runs from base 1 to 375 and encodes 124 amino acids. Gene Ontology annotation, molecular function: proton-transporting ATPase activity, rotational mechanism. The transcript has 4 exons. Gene Ontology annotation, biological process: proton transmembrane transport. The record is from RefSeq and is a predicted model, not a curated record. Lineage: Eukaryota; Fungi; Ascomycota; Eurotiomycetes; Chaetothyriales; Cyphellophoraceae. Gene Ontology annotation, cellular component: proton-transporting V-type ATPase, V1 domain; fungal-type vacuole membrane.